AUGAUCCGCCCUCGUUAUGAAAGUUCGAAGGACCAUCCUUUGUAGACAGAUGUGGCCUGUUUCUUAAUGGUCAUUGAGAUUCAACGAUUGUUAGAUGAAAAUACUCAAUUGAAAGUGGAAAUGCAGGAGAUCUUGGCGAGACAACUCGACAGGGCGAAUUAUGAACAAUAGAUUAAAGAUCUGAUGGAACGUCUUCGUUAACUGCAAGGUUUGGUAGCAGAUCUUACAAAGGAAAAUAAGUAGCUUAAAUAACGAUAAGCUGAUUAGGAUGCGGAACUAGCAGAUUUGAAAUAAUUUGUUGAAGAAAAUAAUCUCGAGGAGAAGUAGGAAUAGCAAGAAGCGGUUGCCAAAGAAUUAGACGAUCUCAAAGAUUAAUUAGAAAGAGAUCAAAAAGAUAGGGAUGAUCAAAAGGCUUUUUAUGAAGGUUUGCUUGCAGAUAAAGAUGAUUUGAUAGCUGAACUCAGAAGACAAUUAAAAGAUGCUGAUGAUAAAUUCAAUAAUUAUCGUCGAGAAAAGGAGUAGAUAAUUAAGGAGAAAGACUAUGAUAUCAAGAACAAGGAGAGAGAGAUCAAGGACUUAUUAAGGAGAUUAGCUGAAUAUGAGGCAAAAUUGCAAGGUAAAAGACCUGAUGAAAUUCAGCGAGAUAUGGAUAGAUUAAAAAAGGAAUUGGCUGAUAAAGACAAGGAGAUUGAUAAAUUAAAAAAGAAAUUAGGAGAUCUAGAAGCUUAAUUAGCUCUAUUAAAACAAUAAUUAUAGGAUGCUAAAGAUAAGCUCAAGGAUGCUUUGUCUUAAUUGGCAGAGGCAAAGAAUUAGGCUAAUUAGGCAGCCAAAGACAAUGAUGCUAAGAAUCAAAGGAGAAUCAGAGAACUUGAAUAGUUGGUUGAGUAAUUGAAGGCUGAAAUUGAUAGAUUAAAUGCAUUGAUAGAUAAAUUGAAUUAAGAUGUUGCAUCUGGAAUUGAAAGAGAAAAACAACUAAAUGAUAAUUUACAAAAACAAUUAAGUGAUAAUGGAUCGGUGUCUGCUGCCAAAUAGAAUAGACAAGCCAAAUAAGCAGAGCAAGCUUAAUAAUAAUUAACCUAGGCCUCUUAAAAGUUAAAGGAUACUGAAAAGGAUAACAACGAACUCAAAAAGAAAUCGAAUGAAUUGGAUAGAUAAUUAGAAGAAGCUAGAAAAUUAAUUAAAUAAUUAUAAGACGAGAUUGCAGCCUUAAAAGAAAAAUUAUUAUUGGCUUAAACUGAAAAUGACGAUCUCAGAAAUCAAUUAAACGACUUAUAGGAUUAAUUGACUGAAGCUUUGUUGGAUAAGGAUUAUCUUCAGAAAUCUCUCAAAGAUUAAGAGGACGAACUCAACAGAGUCAAUGAUUAAAUAUAAGAUUUGAAUAAUGAGAAAGAAUAAGCAUAGGCUGCUGCUUUGGAGGCUAAAUAAUAACUUCAAGAUAUUGCAGAUGAAAAGGCUUAGGAAGAUGCUGACAAAGAAAAGGAUUAGGAUAGAUUAAAUGAUUUGGAAGAUAAGGUAGCUGAACUUGAAGAUUAAAUUGAAGACUUGGAAAAAACAAGGAAUCGUUUACUUAAUCAAAUUCAAGAAUUAAUUGAUAAACUUCAUGAUGAAAGAGAGUUGUGUGAAUAUUAUCAUAAACUCUGUUCUGAUUAAGAACAUCAAAAUAAACUACUAUAAGAUUAAGAAAAUAAAUUAAAAGAGUAGGUCUAAAAAUUGAAUAAUGAUAUUGAAUAGAUGGAAGAAGAUCAUGAAGAGGCUUAGAAAAGACUAGUUGAAUUGGCUUCGGAAUAAGAAGCUCUUAAGGAAUUAGCUGCCUCUAAUUCAGAUAAUGUUAUCGAUAGAUAAGCCUAUGAUAAUUUGUUGAAUCAGUUGGAUGAGAAAAAUAAGGAAAUAGAGGAUUUAAAUGAAUUAUUAAGAAGAUAUGAAUAAUAAUUCAAAAUGUUAAGAGCUGAGUUAGCAAGAGUGAAUUUAGCUUAACUAAAAGAAAAAAAGAAUAAAUAAGACACUGAAGCACUAUUAACAAAAAUCAUGAUUAUGUAGGCUGAGAAUGAACGUUUACAAUAGGCUGCAAAACAAUUACAAUCUCAAGCUGCAUCUCCAGAAGUCUUGAAGAGAACUGGAAGUUAAGGUAACGAUCCUGCCUAAGGAAAGCUAGAGUCAUUAUAAAAAGAAAAUCUUAAACUUGAAGAUCAAGUUAGUGAGUAUGAAAAUAAGAUUGCUCUAUUGACUAUGGAAUUAAAGAGGUUGAAAGAUUAAAAGCCUGAAAUCCUUCCAAUCAAAUCUAGUGGUGGUAGCGAUGAACAAUAACUUUAAUUAUAAGUUCAAUAAUUAUAAUAGCAAGUUCAAUAAUUGUAGAAUGGAGGAUUAUUGUAAUCAAAUGGAUAACCUAUAUCAAAAGAGGAUAGAAGACUAUCUGAUUUGUUAUGCUUAGUGACAAUCAUGGCUGCUGAAAUAGAGAACCUUAGAAGCCUCGUUGUCUUGCAUUGA
This is a messenger RNA of Paramecium tetraurelia, 2484 nucleotides long. RefSeq lists its product as uncharacterized. The record is from RefSeq and is a predicted model, not a curated record. The transcript has 5 exons. NCBI's taxonomy places the organism in Eukaryota, Ciliophora, Oligohymenophorea, Peniculida, Parameciidae.